GGGCGUAAGGUGUCGCGGCGAGCAGUACGUAUUGUUUGCCUCGUGUGGCGGCGUGCGCUGACCAGAGCUUCGCACAGUGGCGGCAUGCUGUACGCAUCCGCUGGACCUCCUCAAAGUGCAAGUCGCGUAGUCCCCCGACGCCCGUGCGCCAGCUUACACUGCCCCUUCCUCCCCCAGACGCAUGCAGACGCUCGAGCACAAUCCCGGCGUCGCGCGCCCCUCCUUCCUCUCCACGUUACGCCUCUCCCUCUCCGAGCGCGGCUUCUUCGGCCUCUAUACCGGCCUCUCCGCCUCCGUCAUGCGCCAGAUGUCCUACUCCCUCGUGCGCAUAGGCUCCUACGAGAAAAUGAAGGCUGCGCUCGGCAAGGACAAGAAGCCCUCGAACCUUUCGCUCCUGGCCGCUGCGAGCGUGGCGGGCGCGAUGGGUGGGCUGGCGGGCAACCCGGCAGAUGUGCUUUUGGUGCGGAUGACGAGUGAUACGGUCCGACCAAUAGAGCAGAGAUACAACUACUCGAAUGCGAUAAGUGGGCUGGUACGCCUUGUCAAGGAGGAGGGUGCCCAAGCGUUGGGAAGAGGAUUGGGAACGAACGUCACACGCGCGGUCCUCAUGAACGCUUCGCAAGUAGGCUCCUACGACUUCUUCAAGACAUCAUUACUAGGAUGGACUUUGCCCGGGACGGAAUACAAGUUCGGUGACAACCUCGUUACACAUUCGAUUGCUAGCUUGGCUGCAGGGACCUUCGCAACGACCGUAUGCUCACCUGCCGAUGUUCUCCGCUCACGUAUUAUGGCGUCUACCGACCACAGCCUGGUGCACGUCCUACAAAAAUCAUUGCGUGAAGAGGGUGCACGGUUCUUAUUCAAAGGCUGGCUGCCCGCCUUCAUCCGCCUCGGCCCGAACACCGUCCUGCUCUUCGUGUUCUUUGAGCAACUCAAGAACGGCUGGAGAAAACUCGUCGAGUAGAGCGAGCCUUCCACGCGCUCUGACCCUCCCGGACCCAGUCUCCCCAUAGAUGUAUCGAUAGACCGCCAUCGGGAUGCACAGACUAUGACUGCCAAGUACCUAUUUAGAGAUCUUGCAUAGCGGUUACGCGUCAGUAGUAGUAUCUAAGUUUCGGCCUUGCAUAGUAGUUGCUACCGUCGGUGCACAGCCGCCACUGCCCUAAGUGGUUGCGUGCUUUGCUCGCUCGCUUUCUACGUAGGAAUGACUAUGCACCAGGAGGAUCGGCGCAUCGUCUGCGGAAGUCUGGUAGUUCCCUAACGCACUAUUGUUAUCGUAUAUAUCUUAUAUCCCGCACUGCAGUCCUCGCUGUAUCGCAUAGCGUCGGUUCGUACAUGCAAUGAUAGAGUAGGUCUGCAUCGUGAAUUUCCAUCGACUCUUGCAUGGCCC
Messenger RNA from Schizophyllum commune H4-8, 1390 nucleotides. RefSeq names its product mitochondrial carrier. Bases 182 to 964 code for a protein of 260 amino acids. NCBI's taxonomy places the organism in Eukaryota, Fungi, Basidiomycota, Agaricomycetes, Agaricales, Schizophyllaceae. Gene Ontology annotation, molecular function: malate transmembrane transporter activity; sulfate transmembrane transporter activity; thiosulfate transmembrane transporter activity. The record is from RefSeq and is a predicted model, not a curated record. The transcript is spliced from 8 exons. Gene Ontology annotation, biological process: phosphate ion transmembrane transport; thiosulfate transport; succinate transmembrane transport.